This is a messenger RNA of Orbicella faveolata, 1603 nucleotides long. RefSeq lists its product as uncharacterized. Lineage: Eukaryota; Metazoa; Cnidaria; Anthozoa; Scleractinia; Merulinidae. The record is from RefSeq and is a predicted model, not a curated record.
CAGAAAUAAAAAGAUCGAAAUUCAGGGAAAAGAUUCAGAAUAAACUCUGUUCAACGUAAGAAGAUUGAUUGAAACACAAGGCAAAUUUUUUUUGGUACAAUAUUUUUAAAAUUGCAAGCACCCCUCCCCCGACAGCAGCUGCAGCUCUUUGACGGCAAACACGUCAAAGCUUUCGGAAAAGGGCGAUAUCAGAGAGGAACUGUUCAUACUCAGUAUUCUCUCUCAAAAGAGACAGGAGCGUUGUAAUACGGCACAAAAUCGCCAUGGAUAAUGUUACAGGAAUAUUUCUGCGUAAAGAAGUCGAAGAACUGAGAAAGCAGGGCGAAAGCUGGGGCCUCACUAAAGAAGAAAUCGACCAAGCGAUUCUACGCGCACUGGGAGAGAAAUCUCCGUCAGCUUCUGAGGUUCCAAGCAAAACUAAAAGCAAGAAAUGCAGCUUCAUCAGUUGCUGUUUAAAAGUGGCAGGAUUUAUUAUUUUGCUCCCUAUUCUGUUAUACACUGCAGUUUCAGUGCUGAGUAUGAUAAAUCCAUCAAUUGGAUUGUACAUUGGGCAAAAGACAGCUGAUUUGCAGUAUCCAUUGCAGCGUGCAGUCCGUUUGAUUUCUCUUCCCUUGCACCGUUACGUUGACUUGUCAAAAUGGAGUGCCUGGGAGUGUAUGGUUGAAAAUCCUUUGUAUGUUCCAGAAAAAGCUGACUGUGCAUUAUGUGAGGGAGUGAAGAAAAUUGCCAGCCGUUCCAGUGCAAAUCUUACUAAAGCUGCAUUUAAGAAGCGCUUUUAUGACACUGCAUUACCGGUUGUGGUGAGAAACAUGCCAGGGUAUGGAGAUGUAGAGCACAGUUUUGAAAAAUUCAUGGAGUUUUAUCACGCCAACAAAGCGGAUCUAGAGCAGGAUGCUUGUGAAUUUAAGAUCAAUGGAGGCAUUAAUGAUUCCAUUACGAGUGUGGCAGAAGUUCUAGAAAAUUGGGACCAUUACAAGCCAGAUGGGAAUAUUUUAGGGUGGAAAGUCUGCUAUGGACAGGGCUUACGAUCCCUGCGAGCCCUGUUUCCUCGUCCUUACUGUAUUCACAGUGAGGGUGCUUUAGACAAGUCAGUCUAUCUGUUACAACCAGCCAUGCAAGGAACAGAUGGUUCCACUGAAGAACUUGUUUCAGAGAUGGUACAGGGCACAUUGGACAAUGUGUGGAUGGCACAGAUAACUGGUUCAACAGUCGUGAAACUUCUGCCAAUUGAGCACUGUGAGGACAAGUGUGCAACAUACCAGUUUACACUGAAACAAGGAGAUGUCUUUUUCUUCUCACAGCAUACUUGGGAGACCACCUUUCAUAAUAAUGGCAAUGAACCUGCUAUGGUCUUCACUUCUUCAUUUGCAUAGAUGACUAAAAGAGAGAGUGGAAAGACACAUGAUCUUCUCCAAACAUUAACUUAAUCGUUAAUGUAGUCAGUGGAAAGUACUCAGCCGUUACCUCUAAACAAAGUGAUAAUUUAAGCAACUCUAUGAUAUUUAGGUAGAAGAGGAAGUAGAACAUGUUAAAAAUUUAAUGUAAUGAAUAACUGUUUAGUGUAAGAGUUAGGGUCACCAAAUCAAUAAACAAUGAAAAAGCA